GGUUUGCUGCUGGCGUUCCAGUCAGAAAGUCACACGCGCGCGCACGAGCACGAAUAAGAAGCAGGCUGUUUCACUCGGGCGCGUUUUAUUGGAAUACCGCAAAAACUGGAAUUUUACAAUCUUUCCUUGGAAAUUUGGGACUUUUUUUUUACCCACGGGACAGCAAACAAGAGGCCAAAAGGAGAGCGAACGUGAGAGACAGCGCGAGUCCACAAUAAUAAAAAGGUUGCGCCGAUGUGACGCGCUUUUCCCAUGGAGCCUUGCAGCAACAUGCUACACGCACGGACAAAGCGCUCAGCGUUCCGGGUCCCGAGAGCCAGCGAGCCAGAAGACCUUCUUGUCAUAUUGUGAUAGCCUGCGAGCGAGCUAACCUGAGAAGUCUCCGGACCCCUGCGUCUUAUCGGGACCACCGGGAGCGUCCGUCCCACAUCUCCCCGUCCCGCCCCGGCGUCCGUCCAGCCGCGCUACAGGAUGGGAGCUCUCCUUUUGCGGCUGGCCGUCAUGGCUGCCGCUCUGCUGAUGGUCCUCAGAGCAGAAGGCGCGGGUCAGAACCCGGACCACGUCCUGCAGGGCACGGGCGUGAAAGCGGAGGCCAGGCGGCCCGGCGACGGCGACUCCACCGUGGCCCCCGAGGACGCCGCCCGCUUCCUCAGCUGCUACUGCUCCGGACAUUGUCCAGAAGACGCCACCAACAACACCUGCCAAACCAACGGUCAGUGCUUCGCCAUCAUCGAGGAGGACGAGCACGGCGAGCCAAUCCUCACCUCGGGCUGCAUGAAGUAUGAGGGCUCGCACUUUCAGUGCAAGGAUUCCCCGAACGCUCAAACGAGGAGAACCAUCGAGUGCUGUGCCACCGACUUCUGCAACCGAGACCUACGACCCACGUUACCCCCACAGGCCCCUUCAGAAGGCAGCCCCCACUGGUUGGCGUUCCUCAUCUCCAUGACGGUGUGCUGCUGUAUGCUCAUCUGCGUCACGGUGGUCUGCUACUACAAGUACAAGUGGCAGAGCGAGCGUCAGCGUUACCACAAGGACGUGGAACAGGAAGUGUUCAUCCCAGUGGGGGAGUCACUCAAAGACCUCAUCCAUCAAUCUCAGAGCUCCGGCAGCGGUUCGGGGCUCCCCCUGCUGGUUCAGAGGACCAUCGCCAAGCAGAUCCAGAUGGUGCGUCAGAUCGGCAAAGGGCGGUACGGCGAGGUGUGGCUAGGCCGCUGGCGAGGCGAGAAGGUGGCUGUCAAAGUCUUCUUCACUCGAGAGGAGGCUAGCUGGUUUCGGGAGACGGAAAUCUACCAGACCGUCCUCAUGAGACACGACAACAUCCUCGGCUUCAUCGCAGCAGACAUCAAGGGGACGGGGGCCCUGACGCAGCUGUUCCUGAUCAGCGACUACCACGAGAACGGCUCGCUGCACGACUUCCUGAAGACGGCCACGCUGGACACGGCCACGCUGCUGCGGCUGGCCUACUCGGCCGCCUGCGGCCUCUGCCACCUGCACACAGAGAUCUACGGCACGCAGGGCAAACCGGCCAUCGCCCACCGGGACCUCAAGAGCAAGAACAUCCUCAUCAAGAAGAACGGCGCCUGCUGCAUCGCUGACCUGGGUCUGGCCGUCAAGUUCAACAGCGACACCAACGAGGUGGACCUCCCGCUGAGCGGGCGCAUGGGCACGCGGCGCUACAUGGCCCCCGAAGUGCUGGACGAGAGCCUCCAGAAGAACCACUUCCAGGCCUACCUCAUGGCGGACAUGUACAGUUACGGACUGGUCGUCUGGGAGAUGGCGAGACGCUGCGUCACUGGCGGCAUAGUGGAGGAGUACCAGCUUCCUUAUUAUGACUCUGUGCCAUCGGACCCGUCCUAUGAGGACAUGUUGGAAACUGUGUGCGUCAAGGGCCUGCGUCCCACAGUGUCCAACAGGUGGAACGGCGACGAGUGCCUGCGCGCCGUGCUGAAGCUGAUGAGCGAGUGCUGGUCGGCGAAUCCCGCCUCCCGCCUCACCAUCCUGAGGGUGAAGAAGACGCUGGCUAACAUGGUGGAAUCGCAGGACAUCAAGAUCUGAAGGCCGCCCGUCCCGCACCCUCGAAAAACAAAAAACCCGCGCUCGUCCUUCUCCACGCUUUCCGUGAAAGCAACGCAGACCACUUCCUGUCCUCUUCGGCGACUUCCUGGGAAAAUCAAACAAGAAAACAAUUCAAACUUUGGAAAUUUCCCGAUCGCGUCGGUCUCGGCCGGCGAAGUCGUCGCUGUGGACACGUGCGCCGUCCUGUUUUUGUUAUUUUGUUGUAGUCUGUUUAUCAAUGAGGGGCUAACCUCAGUGGGUGGAGCUGAUGGGACGGGGACGCUUCGUUUAGAACACAAAAAAAAACUUGAUAGGACUCGAUUUUUGUUUAACUUGAUGUUCCCGUUAAAGCUACAGUGCCUUGCAAAAGUAUUCGGCCCCCUUGAACCUUGCAACCUUUCGCCACAUUUCAGGCUUCAAACAUAAAGAUAUAAAAUUGUAAUUUUUUG
Corythoichthys intestinalis (scribbled pipefish) is the source of this 2504-nucleotide messenger RNA. Its product is annotated as bone morphogenetic protein receptor type-1A-like. Gene Ontology annotation, biological process: dorsal/ventral pattern formation; BMP signaling pathway; cellular response to growth factor stimulus. Bases 472 to 2055 code for a protein of 527 amino acids. Gene Ontology annotation, molecular function: ATP binding; transforming growth factor beta receptor activity, type I; SMAD binding. The transcript is spliced from 13 exons. Lineage: Eukaryota; Metazoa; Chordata; Actinopteri; Syngnathiformes; Syngnathidae. Gene Ontology annotation, cellular component: plasma membrane; signaling receptor complex. The record is from RefSeq and is a predicted model, not a curated record.